This is a messenger RNA of Nematostella vectensis (starlet sea anemone), 2038 nucleotides long. RefSeq names its product tetratricopeptide repeat protein 29. Gene Ontology annotation, molecular function: protein binding. The record is from RefSeq and is a predicted model, not a curated record. Lineage: Eukaryota; Metazoa; Cnidaria; Anthozoa; Actiniaria; Edwardsiidae. The coding region runs from base 156 to 1766 and encodes 536 amino acids. The transcript has 10 exons.
AGUGACGUCACAACUCCCCCUCAACAAAAUGGCGCUUGAAGUACUACAAGAAAUCACGUAAAAAACACUGUAAUUUCGCUAAUAGGAGUCAUUGAGAGGAAACAAUUCAAGAGUAAAAAGAUUAUUGAGGUGAUCCUUUUUAUGUUUGUUCUGCAAUGACGUCUGUAUCAACCCUACCAGCUAUAAAGGUUGGAGGUCAGGUCACACAGCAGGUUAUUAGAACUGUGCCGUCUUCACCUUCAAAGACAGGUUCCCUUGGCAGUCCAGGGGCACGAUCACUGCGAACAGCACCAAGUAGAGGACAACAAGAACUCAAGAAACAACCAAGCUUUGAAAAAAUUGAAACUGCCAGGUAUCGCAAUACAUAUGAGCAUAACCUAUGCCUGGACAUGCUUCGUGAUGGCUUCCACCAGUCAUUCUGUGAGCUGUUUAACCUGAUGAGACAACAGCGGGAGGAACAGGAACGGCUUGGUCCAGAUAGUGGCCUGGCCAACCAGGUAUUACUAGAGGAGGAUGCCGACAAGCUGGACCAGCUAAAGUACCACCUGACCACAGCUGAAGCAGCUAAAAGAAGAGGUAAAAUGGACCAUGUGUACAGCAGUCUGUUAGCACUAGCUCAGUACUUUGAGCAAUCUGGAGAUGCUUGGCUAUCAGACCAUUUCUACAGUUCAUGUCUAAAAACUAGCCUUAAAAUCCGUGGAGAUGGGAGAAGAAAGGAAUCUGAAGCUAACUGUAAUGUUGGACUUUCUCUUGAGAAAAAAGGUGAUCUUUAUAAAGCAGCCGAGUAUUUUGAGUCAUUUUAUAACCUGACUAAAGGAAGAAUAUGGCAAAUGGACAGUGGAGAAAACUUGCAUUCAAUGUCUUGUGAGAAUCUAAGGCGAGUCUACACUGCUAUUUCUGACUUGGUAACUGAAGAAGAUGUCAGGGCUGGUAUAGGAUAUCUGCUGAAAGCAUAUGAAAUGGCCAAAGAGAGUGGAGAUACAAGACAAGAGGGACUUGCAGGAUAUCGACUGGGUGCAGCUUAUGAGUCUGUUGGUGACCCAGAGACUGCUCUCUUGUAUCACAAUGGAUACUUAGAGAAGUGUCAACAGCUCCAGGAUGACGUUGGGAUGGGAAGAGCUUGCCAGGCACUAGCAAGAGCCUAUGAAAUACAAGGGGAUGUUGGCAGUGCCAUGAAAUACUUGGAGAUGUUUGUUGAGCUGGCUGAUAGAGCCAAACAGUUGCCUGAGCAACAGAAGGCAUGCUUCUCCCUGGGGUCCAUGUACAACUCACAGGGGAAAUACUUGGAUAGUGUCAGAAUGUUCCAAAGGGCGUAUGAAAUAGCACAAGAUCUCCACAACCCUGUGAUAACAGAGCAGGCACGCAUUCAACUUGGAAUUGCAAGCGGCCAUGUUGUGCUGAGUGGCUAUGCUUCCUGCAUGAAUGACGUUAACAAACCAAACAUCAUCCGCAUUCUAGACUUCAAGAGCACACGAGAGGACUCUUUCUCUGGACUUGAAAAACCAUUAAAAGGAUUCCGGCCUAUUUCAAGUGAUGACGACAAGCAGUCUCGCCAAGAAGUUAUCAUGAAAAAGGAGGAUAGAACAGGGGAGUCAGGUGUUGUGGAGGAAACCCAGGAGCCUGCUGUUGAUGAGGAGGUAGAGGGAGCUGGAGAUGAAAAUGCUGCUGAUGGAGAGGAGGGUGAUGUGGAGGAAUCACCCAAGGAGAGCUCUGAUUCGGGUGUGACGAGCGAAGGGGAUGAGAUCAACAAGGAAAACAGUUCUUGAAGUGCUGUCUUGAAUUAUGCAUCAGUUCAGCAAACAUCCCAUGUUUGGAGUUGAUAGCAGUUGGGCACACCGGUGCUUUUCACAUCAAUAUAACAUGUUUAUCGUAACAGUCAUUCCAGAAUUUGUGUGUACUUUUUCAUGACUUAAAUGUAAAUAGUUUAACUUUAUGACAAAGAAUUUGAAAUAGUCUUACUGCUUCAGUCCUGAAUUCAAUGCAAUAUAAUAUGAUGGUUUAUGAAUGUUGCAGUUGUAAAUAAACUACAAUAGCUAAA